Molecule: messenger RNA, 1392 nt
Organism: Caenorhabditis briggsae
Lineage: Eukaryota; Metazoa; Nematoda; Chromadorea; Rhabditida; Rhabditidae
Exons: 7
Coding region: 1-1392 (463 amino acids)
Biological process (GO): regulation of mRNA stability involved in response to oxidative stress
Cellular component (GO): post-mRNA release spliceosomal complex; cytoplasm; nucleus
Molecular function (GO): mRNA binding
Source: RefSeq, a predicted model, not a curated record
AUGAAUAGAAACCGUCGUGAUGGACAGCGUGAUAUCAAACGGGAGCGUCGUAGCCGAUCAAGGAGCCCAAGAAGAAGUAUUGUUUGCCAAAAUUAUCUUUCUCAGCAGAUAUCCGCUUGUCGUAUCGGCGCCGCAGUUGGAAGUAACAAUGGAAAUGCGUCCUCGAAUAAUCGUAUGGUUUAUAUCACCAACAUAGCCUAUGAGGUGCGUUGGGUCGACUUGAAAAGCCUGGUCCGCGAAAAGGGAGGUGAGGUGACGUUCUGCGAGCUAUUAGAAGACGGCAACGGAAAACCGAAAGGUAACGCUGUCGUUGAAUUCGAAACACGUGAAGGAGCCGUUAAUUGUGUCGCUAAUCUCCAAAAGUACGACUGGAAGGGACGAAGCAUUAUCGCAAAGGAGAUUCGGGAUCCGACUGCGUUCUUCCGUACUAUCAAAGCUGAAACAGGAAUAGACUAUCUUUCUCGUACCGGAGGUAGCGGGGCGGGAGGAGGUCGAGCCCAUCAAAACAAAGAUCACGAUCGUCCUUCACGUACUGGAACAUAUGAUUUAUUCGGUCUCAAUAUGGAAUUCCUCCGUCAGCACAGCAUCGAGCCUCCCCUUUGUGAGCGAAUCUUCAUCGCGAAUUUGGCAUUCAAUGUCGGAACUGACAAGCUUUACGAGGUGUUUGGAAUGGCCGGCAAGAUCAGCUGGAUGGACUUCCGUAUCGACAAAGAAGGAAAAACCAAGGGCGUUUGCGUUAUCCAAUAUACACACCCGAUAGAAGCUGUGCAAGCCAUCUCAAUGUUCAAUGGUCAACGUCUUUUCGAUCGAAACCUUGUCGUGAAAAUGGAUCGCUUCGAGAAGGAGCCAGAACACAAAGAAGGUGGACUUCCUCGUGGUCUUGAGUCGAUUGGAAUGGGCCUUGGAGCCGACGGAGCCCCACUUGCAAAUGUACACGGAAUGUUCCCAAGUGAAGCACCACCACCGUUCAAUGCUCCUCAAGCUUCAUUCAUCUCCGGACCACAAGUCAGUAACGUCGCUGGAUUCACACCUGGUGUUGCAGAACAGGCUAACUUCUCGAGAUCUGUUAUACCUAACGGACCUUUUGGUAAUAGUAAUGCUGGCGUUGCUACCUUCCCUGCUGAUGUAUUCGGAGGAACUGGAGCUGCAGGACUGUCGGCAGCUGGAGCUCAGUCAACCAGAGUUAUCGUAAUUCGUAACCUCCCAACCGAUUACACCUGGCAAAUUGUCCGAGACCGUGUUCGUAACUUUGGAGAAGUUGAUUCUGUUGAUAUGAUGGCUCCGGGAGCUGCUCGUAUUCGCUUCGCGUCAUUCCAAGACGCCGAACGUGCUCGUGCUGCUUUAUAUGGAACAACAGUUGAAGGAAGAGUUAUCAGCGUCGAUUAUGCGUGA